Messenger RNA from Symbiodinium sp. CCMP2456, 765 nucleotides. Lineage: Eukaryota; Dinophyceae; Suessiales; Symbiodiniaceae. The record is from the annotation of a GenBank genome assembly.
AUGUACGGGACCAAUGUUUCAGGCUUCUACUCUGGUGGCCAAUGGUUCCAGCCGUAUGGACGAGCUCUGGCGAACGAAAUGGCGGCAUAUGGCGUGACAUGCCAUGUCGCAGUCUGCGGACUCACUGGCAAAUCUGCGGAAGAGAUGCUUCUGGGCGUCAAUGCCAGCCUCGUGGACCAGUGUGGUAUUCCAUGGAAGGGCCUGGCUCGCACAUUGGAGGAAGAUGGCCCGUUUGAUCUCGUGAUGCUGAUGGCAGGAACGAACGACCUGCCCUUCGCUUGGAGGCGCAAAAAUGCUGCCGCUAAUCUCCGAGCACUGCACCAAGUGUGCCACAGGCGUGGAAUACCAACCAUUGCGAUGGCUCCACCUUUAGCACCUGUCGGAGACGCAUCAUGGUGCAACAAUCGCCGGGUGCUGCUAGAGGACAUGGAGAUGGCUCUCCAGGGCUUGGCCCAGCAUCUGACCUACAUGGAUCCCAGCAUCAUCUUGAGCCACGAAGAUCCGCUGAUGUGGGAUCCGGACGGCCUGCACUUCUCUCAGAUCGGCUCGUACGUGCUCGGCAAGUCCUUGGCCAAGCUGGCCUUGGAGCUCUGUGACGGUGAUCCAGCCUCGCCUGCUCACACGCGAAGGCGCGGCUUGAAGGCACCAGCUUGCCCUGUGUCUCGGCAGCAGUUGGCCUUGAAAUUGGCUUCGGCCCUGGAGGAGGUGAAACCUCCGACGAUUUUAUCCCCGUGUAGCGGUGCUGAGCUGCUGAAGGCAGCUUGA